AACUUCCGGUUAUUUGACAUCUUCCUCUAAAAUGGCGACCAAACGAAAGCAAGAUGAGAAACACCUCAAAAUGUUACGGGAUAUGGCGGCUCUACCCCACAACAGACAAUGUUUCGACUGUCAUCAGAGAGGGCCAACAUACCUGAACAUGACCAUAGGGUCAUUUGUGUGCACAUCGUGCAGUGGGAUAUUACGAGGGAUUAAUCCACCACAUAGGGUUAAAUCAAUAUCUAUGGCGAGUUUUAAUCCAGAAGAAAUUGAUUUCAUCAAAUGCCAUGGAAAUGAAUUUUGUAGGAAAGUCUGGCUUGGACUUUAUGACAGCCAGAGAGAUCAAGCAGAGCCUGAUUCAAGGGACGAACAAAAGAUUAAAGAUUUUAUGGCUCAGAAGUAUGAAAGGAAACGGUGGUAUCAGGCUCCCACAGACUCCAUGAAAGAGGAAGCUAGACAAAUUAAUGAAUCGGCCACAAAUCGACAGCCACCAACACGGCAACUAAAAACACUUUUAGGGGAGAAAACUCCACAGCUUGUGGUUCAGAACCAGUCACCCCAGACAACACCAAAGAAUCAGGCUGCCCAGCAGCCCCCUCCUGUGUCCGUGCCCUCUACGUCACAGAGCUUCUCCUCCCCUGGACAGCAGAGCCAUUCAUCUCAGUCCUCAGGCUCUAACACCAUGGAUCUUCUAGGGGAUCUGGGAGGAGACCCAUUUGCUUCAUCGGCACCACCAGCCCAGAACGUACCUUCAGGAGGAGGAGGAGGGGGCUUUGCUGAUUUUAGCCAGUUCAGCAGCCAGUUUACUGCACAACCCGCUUCUCAACCCUUCCCAGCAUUCCAGAGUUCCAGCAAUGCAAACACACUAUUUCCAGUAUCUAAUGCACCAGUCAGUGCUGCCCCUGUUGUGAAUGGGGGAUUUGCCAGUUUUUCCCCUGCCCAGACUGCAGCACCACCUGCCAGCAGUGCACCAUCAGGAGUAGGAGGUGACAAAUACUCAGACCUAGCAGAUUUGUUCAGUACUCCUGUAACAACCGAGUCCAAUACAGCUGCCCUGAACUGGGGCGGAUCCAGCUCUUCAGCGGGUGUUAACUGGAGUGGAGGAGGGGGAGGAAGCGGCAGUUCCGGGGCAAUUGACUGGAACGGUGGAGGAGGCGGUGGUGGUGGUGGAACUGGUAUGAGUUGGAAUAGUGGAGGAUCAAACAGCACAUUAGGAACAACUAUGAGCUGGAAUUCUUCCUCAAGUAAUACGAGCUCAGUGGCACCAUCCAGUUCAGCUUUUUUUAUUCCACCCAGUGUUUAUUCAUAUAGACAGACAGGUAGACAAGGGAACCCAUUCCUCUCAGACACAGGGGGUGUCAAUCCAUUUGGUGGCACAUCAGCUUCAACCCAAUCAAAUGUGAGCAACCCAUUUGGGGCUAACAUGGGAGGUGGAGCACAGCCAUCUUUGUUUGGUAGCCAGGCUAACACAGGCUUUGGGCAACAGCCUGGAGGGUUUGGAACUCAGCCAACCACUGCAGCAGGAUUUGGGCAACAACCAGGGGGCUUUGGAAAUCAACCGGUAACUGCAGCAGGAUUUGGGGCACAAACUCCCAUGGUGGGAGGUUUUGGGAAUCCUCCCACAUCAGCGGUUGGAGGAUUUGGUGCCCAAACAUCCCUAAGUGGGGGAUACGGACAACCACCAUCAAAUCCUGGAUCUUUUAACAUGGGAGGUUUUGGACAGCCCUCUGCCGUUGGAGGGUUUGGCCAGCCAGCGGGUUUUGGAGGUACGGGAAUGACAAAUCAGAUUAGUAAUCAGAAUGGAGUCUUUAGUUCUGUUGGACCAACGAGUGCAAGUGGUGGAUUUGGGGCUUUUUCACAAGCUCAGACAAUGCCUAAUCAGUUUGGAAAUUCAAUGACAGGACAGUUCGAUAAUAAAAUGGAAGGGGACCAUGGUUUUCCAGCAGGAUGGGGAAGUCAACCGGUAGCCACAAAUGCACAGUCAGUCAAUCCAUUCAUGUCCACAGCUGCCCAGUCUAUGGCACCAAAGAGUGGCUCCACAAAUCCUUUCUUGUGAUGGUCUGGUGUACUUUGUUUUAGCUUUUUUACACAUUUAAGUUUGAGCAAACACAUCUUUGAAUGUCAUUUGAACCAAAGCAGAUUUCUUAGAUGAACAAAGAAUAUGAUGGUGCCAUGUGCUUGUGUAUGCUACCAGUGUGAGGAAUUGUGUGUGGUUGAAUGAUAGACUAAGGUUCUCUGGAUUUCUUUCAUUAGAAUGGAAUCUCUUGGCUGUGUAAUAUUCACAGGUGGAAGCUGAUAUUCUAGAAUUGAAGUUCAUCUCAUUUUUCAUCCAAAUAUUGUAUGAAGCUUUGAAUUUUCUUAUGGUUAUUUUCACGCUCUCUGAGUGAAACCUGUUUUCACACAUACCAUUUAAAAUUCCUGGCUUUCAUUUUCAUACUUCGUAAAGGCUAUUGUUUAUGUGUUAUUUUUACUGCAAAUUUGAUUUCAUGGAUUUAUUCCGCUGACAGAUAAAAUUGCAAAAAUGAAAAUGCAGCAAAAAUAAGCCCAUAUAAAUAACAUAUUAAUUUUUGGUGCGAUAAGGAAAUUAGCUUUGUCAUCUUUUAUUAGAAAUAAAGUGCUAUGUAAAUUUAUGGGUUUUUUUUAUUUGACAAUCUGUUUAGCACAGCAAGAUUUUACAACUACAAGUAAAAUACAAUCACAUAAAGCCAACAAAAUGGAUGACAAAUGUAUAAUCCAGUGUUGAAUUCCAUAUUUUUACUGUGUACUGUAUAGGGCAGAAUCCAGAUGCUUAUAAUAUGCCUGUUACUGGAGAUGGGCUGGAAAACAGAUUGCAUUACCUAUCAUAAAAAUUUAAAAUAAUGUGAAAACAUUUCGCUUAUCAGUACCAAGGACAAAGGCGAAGUACCCUCCAGAGUUUGUUUUUUGUAUCUCCACAAUAUAUAUGUAGGUAAACAAUUUGAAAUUAAAAAAAUACAUGUAUAAGCUAAGAUUUUGAAUAUUGUAAAAUCUCAUGUUUGUUAGAUAGUAUAUUCAAAUGAGAGGCAACUUGAAGCUUAAUGAACAUUUAUGUUGAAUACACAUUAAUUUGACUAUGAAAUAGGCAUUAAUGUGGUAUAAAUGUCACACAAACUUUAAUAUUACUACUUUCAAUUUUUGUUGGUUGUGUACUAUGUUUUAGGUGAAAUAUUUAUCAGAAUUUUAAUUUUUGGAACUACACUGUAUUCUGAUUUUCUCAUGAAUGCUUAGGAAAAAUGUUUGGUAUAUAUUUUUCAUGUAUGAACAAGUCUUAAAGGUGAUUCAAAUACAGGUACAUAUAUAUUAAACCAAAAAUAUUGAAGAAUUAAUAUAUCUAUCCUGAAGUUUUGUUGCAUGACAUUUAGAUAUGAAUGAAUACACUGCACAUGUUUGAAUUUAAAUGCAUGUAUUGAAAUUGCUGUACAGACUUUAUGUACAAUUGAUUUGCUCCGUGGUUAGUGAUAUAUUUCCGUAUAAGAAUACCCGUUGUAUUAAGAUGUUAAACAUGAUUUAUUAAGAAAAUAGGUAUUUUUUAAGUAUUGAUGUUCAUUGUAUCCAAAUUUUUAGUGUAUUAUGUGGUCUUGGUACAUACAUGUAUAUGCAGAUUUGAAGAAAACUUUCUAUAUUGUUCAGAGACCGUGAGAAGCCCACUGUGGGAGAAUAAAAACAUGGAUGUUUAUGAAGGGAAUAAAAUAUAUGCUUUGUUAAUUAUUUCAAGCUAUGUAUGACAUAUUUCUUCAUCAUCACUUUUUACAAUGUACAAUAUGUAACUGAGGCAUUAAAUAAGAUACUAGAGCAGGAUGAUUAACAUAUACCUAGUCAUACAACUGUCAGGCAGAUAUUACACUCUCUAUACAUACAACUGUCAGGCAGAUAUUACACCCUGUAUACAUACAAUUGUCAGCAGAUAUUACACUCUGUAUACAUACAACUGUCAGGCAGAUAUUACACUAUAUACAUACAACUGUCAGGCAGAUAUUACACUCUAUAUACAUGCAACUGUCAGGCAGAUAUUACACUAUAUACAUACAACUGUCAGGCAGAUAUUACACUCUAUAUACAUACAACUGUCAGGCAGAUAUUACACUCUAUAUACAUACAACUGUCAGGCAGAUAUUACACUAUAUACAUACAACUGUCAGGCAGAUAUUACACUCUGUAUACAUACAACUGUCAGGCAGAUAUUACAUUAUAUACAUACAACUGUCAGGCAGAUAUUACACUCUGUAUACAUACAACUGUCAGGCAGAUAUUACACUAUAUACAUACAACUGUCAGGCAGAUAUUACACUCUAUAUACAUACAACUGUCAGGCAGAUAUUACACUCUGUAUACAUACAACUGUCAGGCAGAUAUUACACUCUAUAUACAUACAACUGUCAGGCAGAUAUUACACUCUAUAUACUGGUUUGUAGGUAUGUCUUCCAUUAAAUUACAGAGUUAUACAAUCCUUUUAUUUGAAACCAUAGCUACAUGUAUUUUGUUCUGAGGUAUGGGGCCUGAUUUAUUUGAUAAAGAUUAUCAUUUUUGCACAGUAUUCUAUGUCUAUAAAAAUUGGACAUUAAUUCCUGGGUUUUCUGUGAUGCAGGGAAUAUUAGGGUUAAUUAAUUGUUUUUACGCCAGGAGUUGUAGGGUGUUUAGUUUUAAUUGUGUUAGGAUUGAUAUAAUUAUUAAAAAGUUUAGAUUCAGUAAUGUCAGUUUCAGCAAGUUUUUAAAGUCAGCACUUAAUUUUUCCUUUUAAAAAUUUUCAUCACUCAGAAUGUGUAUAUAUUGUCUCUUUUUCAAUCCAACUCUAUGUAAAAUUAAUAUGCUUUUCCAUAUAAAUAUAUCAAUUUCAUAAGAUUGCAUAAUAACCUGUAUGAAAAGGUCGAACUAUACAUGUAAUAUUUAUAAUAAUCUAGGAUUCAGUGGCUAGUUUGGUUCCCGUCCUCUGUACAGUUUGAAAAAAAAACAGGGUACCAGACUUAAUUUCUUUAACAUUCCCACAAUAUUUGGUUUGGGUGUUUAUUCAAAUGCCUCUCUUUCUUUGUUGUGAAUGACAGAGCCUUUCUUGGUUAAAACCAAUAUAGUUUUAGGCAUAUUGUGACUGUACAUCAUUGUUACUAUUUUUUUUCAGUAUUUAUGCACUUUAUAGAUAUAUUAAAAUUGCAAUAAACUUCAGAAAAAUAGUGAUGAGCAGAUGUAUGAUAUUGAGUAAAUCAUUUAUUAUGUUGUAAAAUAAUGAAAAUAAAAAUCAGAAGUUAUUUAACAUGCA
This is a messenger RNA of Ostrea edulis (European flat oyster), 5257 nucleotides long. RefSeq names its product arf-GAP domain and FG repeat-containing protein 1-like. NCBI's taxonomy places the organism in Eukaryota, Metazoa, Mollusca, Bivalvia, Ostreida, Ostreidae. Bases 32 to 2044 code for a protein of 670 amino acids. The transcript is spliced from 9 exons. Gene Ontology annotation, molecular function: GTPase activator activity. The record is from RefSeq and is a predicted model, not a curated record.